Myxocyprinus asiaticus (Chinese sucker) is the source of this 1845-nucleotide messenger RNA. RefSeq names its product sodium/bile acid cotransporter 7-like. The transcript has 13 exons. NCBI's taxonomy places the organism in Eukaryota, Metazoa, Chordata, Actinopteri, Cypriniformes, Catostomidae. The record is from RefSeq and is a predicted model, not a curated record. Gene Ontology annotation, cellular component: plasma membrane. Bases 358 to 1167 code for a protein of 269 amino acids.
AUGCGCGUCGGGUCGGGUCCGGUUUGAUGGGCGAUGGGUCUGAUCGCUCGCGUGCGUAAAGAAUGGUUCAUCAUAGGGAUAGUGCUCGUGAUUACCUGCGCCAAGUUCGCGCCGUCCGUGGGGGUGAAAGGAGGUAUGUCCAACAGGUAAAUGGUUUUGUCCUCAUUGUGUCUUUACCUGUGAUGGCAGCAAAGUGACACGUUGCAACACCCGGAUCUCAAUAAUCCUCAAUGGGUAGAGAGCAGUUUUCUUUAAAGUCCUCUUCGGCCAGAGAUUACAAUCACCUAUAUUGCUGUGUCUGUAAUUUUCUUUAACAGUGGCUUGUCUUUGAAAACAGAGGAGUUAGCGAGUGCAUUAAUGCACGUUAAGUUGCAUUUCUUCGUCCAAACAUUCACGCUUGUAUAUUUCCCCAUUGCUGUUUGGCUUCUUCUCCAAGUUUUGUCUCUUACAGCGAUCAACGAAUGGCUUCUGAAAGGGUUGCAGACGGUUGCGUGUAUGCCUCCUCCAGUCUCCUCUGCUGUCAUUCUGACUAAAGCUGUAGGAGGAAAUGAGGCUGCAGCCAUUUUUAAUUCUGCAUUUGGGAGCUUUCUGGGAAUCGUGGUCACUCCUCUCCUGUUACUGGUGUUUCUGGGCUCGUCGUCCUCUGUUCCAUUCUCUUCCAUCUUCUCGCAGCUGUUCAUGACGGUGGUUGUCCCCCUCAUAGUUGGACAGGUGUGCAGGAGGUUCCUGAGAGAGUGUCUGGACCGUCGGAAGCCUCCAUUCGGGACGGUGAGCAGUGUGGUUCUGCUUAUGAUCAUCUACACCACCUUCUGUGACACCUUCUCCAACCCCAACAUAGAGCUGGACCACCUGAGUCUACUGCUCAUCGUCUUCAUCAUUUUUUCCAUUCAGUUGAGCUUCAUGGCUCUGAUAUUUUUCUUGUCUACAAGGAAGACCUCUGGUUUCACUGCAGCCGAUUCAGUGGCCAUCUUGUUUUGUGCCACACAUAAAUCCCUCACCUUAGGUAUCCCUAUGCUGAAGAUUGUGUUUGAGGGAUAUGAGCAUCUGUCUUUGAUAUCAGUUCCUCUGUUGAUCUAUCAUCCUGCUCAGAUCCUGCUGGGCAGCAUUCUAUUGCCCUCCAUUAAAACAUGGAUGAGUGUAAGACAGAAGACCCUGACACCCAUAUGAACCACGUUGUCAAUUGGAAGCUGUGAAAAACUUGGCUGUGCCAAACCAAACCAGGAAAAACAAGACCAAACCAGACAGAGGUGCAGUUCUGCUGUCCUGAUCACAGGAUGGGGGAGGAUUUGACUCGGUGGAAGGAUACAUUGGAUUAAGUGCCUUAUCACAACUAACAGGGACCUCAGAUAGCUGUAUACUGCCUCCCUACAGGGACUAUAGAUGAACACAUAACCUAAAAUGAUUCCAUGAGCUUUUUUUAAAAUGGAUAUCUGAAUGUAUAUUUGUAUUUUUAUAUGAAGUGUCAAAUCAUUUCUUAGCUCAGUUCUUGACGGCACUCAGACCUUCUCAAAGGAUUUAUUUUUGUUUGUUUUAUUGAUAUAACUAAAUAGAGCAAAGCCAGACUUGCAGGAAGAGCUCCAACCAUCUUUCGUCUUUUGGUUUUUGCAAAAUUAAGAUUGUAACUUGAUACCGAUGAUGAACCUUGGAUAUUUUUGUGGCAGUAAAGAAGUUUCGACAGAAAGAGACUUAUUUCUAUCAUUGACUUUAUUAUGGUUUGUUUGUUUUGUUGGAGAACUUUGCCAUUCUCUUUUGCGGUGACUUUACUUUUGCCAUCCAACACACUUCCUGUGUGAAUUUACGUUACUGAAGACAAUAAAUAUUGUCAUAAAUUCAAUAAAUGACUGU